This is a messenger RNA of Raphanus sativus (radish), 1364 nucleotides long. RefSeq lists its product as uncharacterized. The transcript is spliced from 3 exons. The record is from RefSeq and is a predicted model, not a curated record. NCBI's taxonomy places the organism in Eukaryota, Viridiplantae, Streptophyta, Magnoliopsida, Brassicales, Brassicaceae. The coding region runs from base 860 to 1168 and encodes 102 amino acids.
GACGGUGACCCUCUGUCUUCUUAGCGACUUCUGAAACAGAAUGAGUUAUGGUUUUUAGGUGAUUAAUCACAUUUAUUCAGACGUCCACUACGAGAUAUUCAAUGCGUUUUUUGGAUCUCAUAGGCGGUGUGUGAUGAGUAUAUAUAGUUGUGAGUAUUCAUCCUCUUCAAUGCAUCUUCUCUUCGUUUCUCUUACAUCAUACAGACAAAAGUUCUUAUGGCUACUCCUAGGGUUUUUCUCUCCGAUCUGAAGUCAGGCAAGUGUUCCUCCGUCGUCGAUGAAGAGCAGACUUUUUCAUCGGGACAAUUAAUCUCGAGAGUGGUUGGAAACCGCCGUCGUUGUUUAGUCGAUCAAACUUCUUCUACUCGGUAAUGAAUUCCGCACCGUUACGAUAGUCUUCUGGAUUCAUGCAUCGUCAUUAACGCAAUCACAUUAACACCAUUUUCUCAAUCGUCGCAAUAUCUUUUUUUUUUUUCGUCGCAAUAUCUCUCAUUCAGUGAAUCCAUUCAUUCAUUCCAUGGUGUGACUCCACUUCUAUAAAUAUGUAAGUUUGCUUCCUAAAGAACAUCAAUUCAAUCCUCUUAAUCACAUGAGAAUUCGUUCCCAAGUAGUUUACAGAACCAGGUACUCCACGACAGUCUUCUGAUGUAUCUACAGCUAAGAAACAUUAUUACUGGGAAAUGAAUAAUGUAGUUGAAUGAAACAAUUGCUUGAAAACUACAAUAACAACAGGUCACCUUCGUAAACGUCCGUCUUGCAGUGAGAAUCAUGCAUCAACGGUCUUGGUGGUUAUAUGCUACAGGUUUUUUGAGGAGGCUCAGCGCAACACAUCACAUGUUGAAAGCAGAGCGCAAAGAUAAUGGUAUCGGAUUUGUUGUUGCAGUGGAGCAUUUGGAUCACCCACGUUCAAAGCUUACAAAUAAAAGUUCACAAACGUCUCCAUGAGCAGUUUGAGGUUUUAAGAUCAACUCGCAAUGGUGUAAGCAGGUUAAUGGUUUGGAGUGCUGUUUAUACCAAAACAUGUUGCAUAUAUGUUCCGGUUAAAGAAGAAGCAUUUUAUAUUGUGGAAAAGGAUGCAGAAGUAGCAAAUAUUGAAACUUCUGGUGCAAUCUGCAAGUCCUAUCGUGAAACUGAUAUGAUGGUCUCUUUAGACAUAGUGCGUGUAUAAAUAUAGUUGCUCAUUGCGUAUAAAGUAUGGUUGCUCACUACAAAAUCGUUUUUGGAUUGUGCAUAAAGUAUAGUUGUUCAUUAGGUAAAUCGUUUUUUGCCUUUUUUCUUCUUGAUUUAAACAAAGUCAAAUUCAUACAGUGAGAUUUUAACUCUAUAUUAAAAAAUAUAGUGAGAUUAAAUUUAUACUUCUAAUA